GUCGAAAGUGUGCUCGGACCCCUGCUCCUUCGUAUCUCAUGAAAUAAAUUCUAUCCAAAUUUGAUCCGAUUUGGUAUGGUAAUACUUGGCUUCGUUUCCUUGUGAUGUACGAUCCAUAGAUUUCCAAUCACGCGUUGCCCCGCCUCAAUAAAUAAAUUCCCCCGGAUCCUAGCUCGCCCCACCCCGCAGCAACCAAAUCUUUCCUCUCCUUCUGCGGUCGCCGCUGCGUUUCUAGGGCUUCCCCAAUCCAAAAUUCAUCCGCCCUACCCCAAUCCCGGAUCCAGCAGUGAUGGCAACCUCGAACGCAGGCGAGAAGAAGAUGAUCAUGCUCAAGUCGUCCGACGGCAAGGAGUUUGAGGUGGAGGAGGUGGUCGCCAUGGAGUCGCAGACCAUCCGCCACAUGAUUGAGGAUGACGGCGCUGACAAAGCCAUCCCGAUCCCCAACAUCAACUCCGAGAUCCUCUCCAAGGUCAUCGAGUACUGCAACAAACAUGUCCUGGCCAAGCCAGGCAACGUCGCCACUCGAUCCCCCGGUGCCGUUGCGUCUAACACCGUGGCUCCCGCCGCCCUGGCCGAAGACCUCAAGAUCUGGGACGCAAAAUUCAUCAAGGUUAACCAUGCCACCCUCUUCGGCCUCAUCCAGGCUGCAAGUUACCUCAAGAUCGAGGGUUUGUUGGACCUGACUUGCCAGACUGUUGCCGACAUGAUUCGUGGCAAAACUCCAGAGGAGAUCCGUAAUUUCUUCAACAUCAAGAAUAACUACUUGCCAGAGGAGGAGGAGAAGAUCCGCAGGGAGAACCAAUGGGCAUUUCAGUAGAGGAGAAUCGAGGUCGUGUUGAAUGAAUGCUUAGUACUCACCAUCUCAACCUUUUAGCAGCACUAUUUAUGUUUUAAUUGGUUGUACUUGUACUGGAGUCUAUGAGGUGAUUGUUAGAGUAGUCAUUAUGGUAUACGACUUCUAGUCCAAGUCAGUUUUGUACCCCUACCCCAAGUCGGUUUGUACCCUCUUAUAUACUCUUGUAUGCCACA
Molecule: messenger RNA, 1029 nt
Organism: Aegilops tauschii subsp. strangulata
Lineage: Eukaryota; Viridiplantae; Streptophyta; Magnoliopsida; Poales; Poaceae
Product: SKP1-like protein 1
Biological process (GO): ubiquitin-dependent protein catabolic process
Source: RefSeq, a predicted model, not a curated record